AUGCGCCCAGGGGAGAAGGUGGUUCCGGAUGGCGGCAAUGAAGGUAAACUCAUUGAACACAUGAAGACGUCCGUGCAGUCAUCCACGGCGGCAACGGCGGGCCUUGGGGGAGUGCCGCGAAGCUCGGCUGUUACGAAUAUGAGAAGUGGCUACAGCAGCAUUGGAAGCGACCCAGCGGUGCCACCGGCUAACUCCAUCGUCAUUCCCUCCUCUACGGCCGCGCAGCAGACACGCGAGAAUAUCGAGCGCGCGCUUCGCAUGAACGAAGCCACAAACAACUCUGGCUACGCUACUCUGCAGUCGCUGGGGAAGCAGCGUGAGGUCAUUCAGAACAGCCUCAGCACGGUGGAUUCGACGCACCAGCAUCUUAGCGACUCCCGCCAGGUCAUACGCGACAUCCGCAUGGGAGUAUAUAAGGAGUGGCUCAUCAAGGGAUGCGUUAUUGCGUUCCUACUGCUGCUGAUCGUUGUCAUUAUUUAUUCCAAGUUCAUUCGAAAGUAA
This is a messenger RNA of Leishmania braziliensis MHOM/BR/75/M2904, 501 nucleotides long. Its product is annotated as putative Qa-SNARE protein. Gene Ontology annotation, molecular function: SNAP receptor activity; SNARE binding. The record is from RefSeq and is a predicted model, not a curated record. Bases 1 to 501 code for a protein of 166 amino acids. Gene Ontology annotation, cellular component: Golgi apparatus; SNARE complex; endoplasmic reticulum membrane. The transcript has a single exon. Gene Ontology annotation, biological process: vesicle fusion. Lineage: Eukaryota; Euglenozoa; Kinetoplastea; Trypanosomatida; Trypanosomatidae.